CCGUCCUGUCCAAUCGGAGGGGAGCGGGGCGCGUCCGGAGGCGGCGCCAGAUUCGAAUUUGUCUUUUAUUUGGCCGAGCGAGUAGUCUGCAGGAGGUUUUCUCGUUGCUGCUGUUGGGGCCGGGAUCUUACAGACAGAGUCGGCAACAGAACAUGAACGGCUGCCCGUCCGAGAAGCAGUGUGUGCUGGGCUUCGAUGAGUUCGGGUUCGCCGUGUUCCGGAGACACUGUGACAGGUGGAAACAACAGCACCGCAGCCACGAGUACAGUUACCCAAGUGUCAGCACUUCCAAGAUAGAAUUAUGGCAGGAGAUGCUCAGCAACUGGAAUGAGACUGGUGCGCCCUGCGCAAGUAAGAUACAUAGCUUCAUAGAAUCCGGUGUUCCCACUGAGCUGCGUGGUCAACUGUGGAAAUGCCUCUUGGGCAGUGAUCGCAUUAAAGAAAGUAGUAUGCGUACCUACCAGGAUUAUGUGCAGGAGCUCCACAGCCAGCUAGCCGUCCUUGGUGUGAAUGAAUAUGGAGUGCAGAUGGCUGUAUCCACACUGGUCAGUGCAGACAAGGCGAGGGCAGGAAUGGAUGGUGGAACCAGGAAUCUGACACCUGACCGAAACCCAGAAGUCAAGAUUGAAACCUUGAGACAGAUUGUCCUGGACGUAGAGAGAUCUUUUCCGACACAUUGUUCCCUGAUGGGUAGGAACCCAGAAGCUAAAGAAGGACAAGCAAAGCUUUUCCGUCUCCUCUCCGCAUACGCCGAGUAUAAUCCUCAGAUAGGCUACUGUCAAGGAAUGUCGUACAUAGCAGCCAUGCUCCUAAUGAACAUGCAGGAGGAGGACGCUUUCUGGGCUUUGGUUGUCCUACUAGAGAAGCCCAAGUACCUGGCAGGAUUUUAUGAAUAUUCUCUGGAUACAAUCCAAAGGCAUGCCAAAAUCUUUCAACAGCUGCUGAAACAUCGAAUGCCCUGUCUCUGGCAACACAUGGAGAACCUGAAAGUGGCUCCAUCAUUGUUCAUCACCACUUGGUUCCUGACCCUUUUCACGUCCUUGCCUUGCUGGGACACGGUGUUGGCGAUCUGGGACCUGAUCAUUCUGGAUGGUAUCAAUAUAAUAUUCAGCACGGGCCUGUGCAUUCUACAGCUAUUGGAACCACGACUCCUGGCCAUGUCUGAUGUCUCCCUCCUCCUCCCCACACUGCUGCGGAUUCCUGUCGAUGUCUCCAGGUACAGUAUCCUGGUCCCAGCCCUCUGGAUGACUAAGGUGCAUAAGUGGGAACUGGACUGCAUGCUGAGUGUUGUAUUGGAGGAAGAGGAAGAAGAGAUGCUGUCCUCAGGCAGAUGCUCCAUUCAGUCAUCCACUGUGCAGGAGGUGACAAACAUUGAGAGGAAAAGUGCAUCUAACCCGAAGGGAGAUGAUGGGAAGAGAUCUUCAAGGUCAAGUGCAUCAACAGGAAGAGGGCGACAAGAGACAUUGAAGAACACACUCACCAAGAUGCUAAAGAUAGCUCGAUGUUACCUGCAGGACUUGGGCCAAUUGCCGGAAGACCCCGCGGUGAGCCAGUCGCGGGACAGAUCACCAGGUGCCCGUGGUCACUCAAAGCGCAGACCGUCUGCCCUCUGCAACAAAGGGGAGCUGUGGAAGGUGAACCGGGGGCGAGGCAGGACUGAGAGAACCCCUCUGUGACCAUGUCAGCCUUGCCAUCGGAAAGGCCAAUUGUUUCGUCAUCUAGUUUAGUA
This is a messenger RNA of Pristis pectinata (smalltooth sawfish), 1729 nucleotides long. Its product is annotated as USP6 N-terminal-like protein. The record is from RefSeq and is a predicted model, not a curated record. The transcript has 12 exons. Bases 153 to 1676 code for a protein of 507 amino acids. Lineage: Eukaryota; Metazoa; Chordata; Chondrichthyes; Rhinopristiformes; Pristidae.